GCAUGUGACGUAGUAGUAGCGGCUCCGGGAGAGAUCGGUUGGUCGGUCGGUGGCGGCAGUCGCUCUCGUGUGUAGGUACGGAAGAAGUCCGAGCGGAGCGGAGGGUUUGUGGGCCACGAUUCCAGCUGGCUGAGACCGCGGUUAUUUAGAGAUGUCGGGGGACAACGAAGACACGCAGACAGCGGAGGAGACCUCGGUGGACGAGAAGGAGGUCCAGGACAAGGUGAUCAGCCCGGAGAAAGCAGAGGAGGCUAAACUGAAGGCCAGAUACCCAAACAUAGGAAAUAAACCUGGAGGCUCUGAUCUGCUUCGCAAACGCCUGCAGAAGGGGCAAAAGUACUUUGACUCGGGCGACUACAACAUGGCUAAGGCGAAGAUAAAGAACAAACAGUUGCCGACAGCUGCGCCGGAGAAGACCGAGAUCACGGGAGACCACAUCCCCACCCCCCAGGACCUUCCCCAGAGGAAACCCUCUCUGGUGGCCAGUAAACUGGCAGGCUGAUGCACACACAGCGUUUACGGGCCCAGCAGCAGCACCACCACCACCACCACCACCCCACCCCAGCUCUAAUCCACUCCACUCAAGUCUCAGAGCUGUAACAUUACCUCUCCCACCCCUCAUGCUACCACUCUGCCCCCUCCAUCCAGCCCACACCCCACCUCACCCCACUGGAACCCACACUUAGCCUCCAGUGAACUGGUGAGCUGAUACCUUCAAAUCCUGCUUAUUUUUGUUUCAACUCCAUCUGGCAGUGUCUCUGCUGCCUCCUGUCUCUGUCCCUUGGUAACCCCACUACAACCGACUGCCCUUCUGUCGUCGUCCUCUUACUUUUCCACCUUCCUUCCUUUUUAUUUUCUUUACUUCCAUGUAAGAUACACUGAAAAACAGGACAACCAAGUAUGAGUGUGUUGAGUAGCGUGUGAUGCUUCUGUACAAAAGACGGACAGCGGAUACAACUGUGUACUUGCUGAAGAAAUGAGUGUUGGUUAGAGGGCUUUAGUGUGAUGUUCAGGAUCAUCUUUGGAUGUGUGUGCGUGUAUAUAUAUAUAUAAAUAUAUAAAUAUUUCUUUUCGUUUAGCACCGGGGCAGACGUUGGCUUUUAAGAACGUUUUACAUGAGAUUUGUGAGAUUUUGCUGUAUGCCCUUAUUCUAAAUUAUGCUGUCCAUAAGCUUGAGCGAUUAACUGACUAUAGUAACCAACCAAAAAGCCAAAUUCAGUUCUGAUAACACUUUGAUCGUGGGGCCAGCAUGUCACAUUAAACUGCGUGUGUGAGGCGCGGCUCCCAAAGAUGAACCUCGUUGUGCUUGAUUUUAACUCGGUAAACUGAGCAGACGUUCAAGCAGAUUCUGAAAACCUCAGACACAGCACGGAAGCGCUGGUUGGAAGGACGAUGGUUCGUUCAAGACAUCUCAGACCUGGGAAAUGUUUUCCUUUCAAGACUGAAGGGGUGGAGGGCAUUGCUGCUUCAGAGGUUUUAACUGCUGUGUUGUAAGCUUCCUCUGUGUUCACGGUGUGCCAAUCCAUUUCAGCCGCAGAGGGCGACACAGUCGUUUCCUGGGUCAGAGGUGUCAUGAAGGAACUCGCCGUGCUCAAAGGGCUAGAUGGGCGUUCAGGACCUAAAGUUAAUUUCCUGUCAGUGGGGGACUAGUCUUUGUGUCCUGAAUGCUAUGUGAGUUCAUAACUAUUGUUUAAAGUUUAAAUAUCCCAUUGUCAUGGGAACAAAUAGUGUAAUAAAAUAAAUAUCAUGAAUUGAAGUAGUUUUAUCUUACAAAUUGUCUUUGAUCCUCUUUAGUGCUUCUCCGGGGUCUUGAUCAGAGCAGUUUACUCAUAAUUCGGUAAAUCUAAGCUGGCACUACUGUCAAACUAUCAAUGAAGUUAUUCAGAUUCUGGUCUGUGCAUGUAUAUGGCUGCCCUGCUGUCAUGUUGUGCCAUUUUGUUUUGUAAAUAAAAUAGUUUUGCACAAAUGUUUAA
Messenger RNA from Mugil cephalus (flathead mullet), 1973 nucleotides. RefSeq names its product cAMP-regulated phosphoprotein 19-like. The coding region runs from base 152 to 502 and encodes 116 amino acids. The transcript is spliced from 3 exons. NCBI's taxonomy places the organism in Eukaryota, Metazoa, Chordata, Actinopteri, Mugiliformes, Mugilidae. The record is from RefSeq and is a predicted model, not a curated record. Gene Ontology annotation, cellular component: cytoplasm. Gene Ontology annotation, molecular function: protein phosphatase inhibitor activity.